GGUUCGCUGCGCGCCCCGCGGGGCUCCGCAGGGAGGCGCGGCAAGGAUGAGAGUCCAGCUGGUGUGCGUGGUGCUGCUGGCCCUGGCCUCCUGCAGCCUCUGCUCAGAUUCAGAAGAGGAAAUGAAAGCAUUAGAAGCAGAUUUAUUGACCAAUAUGUACACAUCAAAGAUUAACAGAGCAAAACUUCCUUACUGGAAAAUGACCCUGCUAAAUGUCUGCAAUCUUGUCAACAACAUAAACAACCAAAUGGGGGAAACAGUAGAGGUAGAUGAGGAGGAUCUGGUUCCAGGAAGACAAUUCCCUGCUGCUCUGGAUGGCUUCAGCUUGGAAGCAAUGCUGACAGUAUAUCAACUCCAAAAAGUUUGCCACAGCAGAGCUUUUCAGCAUUGGGAGUUACUUCAGCAAGAUGCUUUUGAUCUAGAAAACUCAAGCCAAGAAAAAGAAAUCAUGAAGAGAAAAAAUCCUUAUAUUCUGAAACGGCAGCUACAUGUGAACAAAGCUAGAAGACCAUACAUACUCAAGAGAAGUUCAUAUUACUGAUGCAGCAGAAGAAAACAAUGUAUAUUUAGUUCAUAGGUAACUGUGCAUUAUGGUUAUCUUAUCUAAAUCUAAAAUCAUACUUGUGUGAAAAUAUACUCUGGAAAAUCAAGAUGAUAACAUAGCUGUGUCUUUUUUGCAAUUGCUGUUUCUUGAUUGUGAAUUUUUCCUACUUGAGAUUAAUUGGACUAAUACAUUUGCGAAUAAAACUAGUUUUUAAGCAUGA
Messenger RNA from Onychostruthus taczanowskii (white-rumped snowfinch), 764 nucleotides. It is a transcript of the gene NTS, whose product is annotated as neurotensin. NCBI's taxonomy places the organism in Eukaryota, Metazoa, Chordata, Aves, Passeriformes, Passeridae. Bases 47 to 541 code for a protein of 164 amino acids. The transcript is spliced from 5 exons. Gene Ontology annotation, cellular component: axon terminus; extracellular region. Gene Ontology annotation, molecular function: neuropeptide hormone activity. The record is from RefSeq and is a predicted model, not a curated record.